UCAGAGAUACCUGGUUCUCCUUUGGCGCGCUCCAGGAAAACAUGUUUGCAGAUAGGCGACGGCUGCUGCUGUAGCGAGCUGUGCUGAGCAUCUGUGCCUUUAAAGUCUCGUAAGUGCGCCUCUGUCAGACCCCGCAGUCAACUUCCCUCAACUCCGACGCGCUCGGCGAGUAGAGUAGAGCUACCUUAACCAUAAAGGCAUUGGCUCACCUUCACAGCUAGACCCAUGGAAUACUAACUAUGGAAUAUCUCUGGAUACUGGUGUCUGUGUUUUUACAGCUAACCUUCCAUCCAGGCAACACCAAGCCCACCAUCAUCCCAGUUGAGCCCCACCUCGUUGUUCCACUCAACAAGCCCUUUGACCUGCGUUGCCAGAGUGACAACAGGACACAGUGGAAAAGGGAGGACAGGACCAAGCCGCUGCCAGCAAAAACGAUUGAUGGGAUGCGGACCUUGCAGUUCCCCAAGGCUCAACCUCAUCACAUGGGCCGCUACAUCUGCCUGGAAGAGAGCUCCAAGGAGCAAGCCUCCAUCUACGUCUAUGUGAAGGAUCCUGACAAUCCUUUCAGAAAAUCGAUGGUGUUCAGUAUUCUUACUCGUGAAGGAGACACUGCUUCCAUCCCCUGCCUGGCAACUGAUCCAAGUCUGGAUAAUCUGCGCCUGGAAACAUGCACUGGUAGAACACUCAUCCCUGGUCUCCAGUUUUCUGCAAGCCUGGAGCAAGGCAUCAUUAUCCACAAUGUACAGAAGGCCUACGAUGGUUGCUAUGCGUGCACAGGAACACUGCUGGGAAAAAAUGUCAGCUCACGUAACUACGAGCUAACAGUGAGACCAGUACCUGUUGACCCUCCUGUCAUUGAGAUGCAGCAGUCCAGAAGACUGAUUCUUACCCGCAAUGAGAGUCUCUCGCUCACCUGCAACACCACCAAUGUCAACGCAGAGAUCAGCUUGAAGUGGGUCACGCCACCUGGCUCGGGUGCCGUCUGGUAUCCACAGCAACCAGCAAAGGUUGAUGGCGCUUCACGCAUCCUGAUGGAGCGCUUCACUCACACGCGCAGCGCCACGUUACACAUCGCAGCAGUACGGCCACAGGAUGCUGGGAGUUACAAAUGCGAAGCUAGAAAUGAAAAAGGGACCAGCACAAAGUCGGUGUGGCUUGAUGUUUAUGAAAGAGGAUUCAUCAGCUUAAAACCCACAAACAACAGAACCAUCCAUGUCCGUUCAGGCGAGAGCUUGUCUCUCAAAGUUAGCAUGGAAGCAUACCCGAAGCCUACCAUCUCCUGGAGCUUCAUGGGCCAAAAGCUGAAAAACACAAGCGACCAUGUCAUCAGCACGCAGAGUAAUGAAUACAGUUACAGCAGUGAACUGAGGCUGGUGCGGCUGAAAAUGUCAGAGGGCGGUGUUUACACCUUUCAAGCCUCCAAUGGUGACGCAGCAGUUAAUCAGACAUUCACCGUCUUUGUGAUCAGUAAACCGGAGAUUAAAUCUCAAGAGGGCCCAGUAGAUGGACAGGUACGAUGUGUGGCUGAAGGAUUCCCUGCCCCCCAGAUCAAAUGGUACUACUGUGAGCAGCUGUUUGUUAGGUGCUCCCAGCAGAUGAAUGCCACCCAAGAGGAGCGCAAUGUCAUCACCGUCACAUUGUACAGCCCCACUUUUGGGAAAACAGAGGUGGAGAGUCGGGUGAACGUCAGUAAGGGACGGUUCAAUACUCUGGAAUGUGUGGCUACAGUGGAGGGAGAACAAGCCUUCACUCUCUUUUCCAUUAGUGAGCGAAAAGUUCCCCAUGAUCUGUUCACACCUCUGUUGAUUGGCUCUGUAUCAGCAGCAGGCAUCCUCUGCCUCAUCCUCAUCAUGCUGUUCUACAAGUACAUGCAGAAACCCAAAUACCAGAUUCAGUGGAAAGUUAUUGAAGGAAUCCACGGGAACAACUAUGUGUACAUUGAUCCCACACAGCUGCCAUACGACCACCAAUGGGAGUUUCCACGAAACAACUUGCGUUUUGGAAAGACUCUGGGAUCUGGUGCAUUUGGAAAAGUGGUGGAAGCCACCGCAUAUGGACUCUCCAAAGCAGAUUCAGUCAUGACAGUGGCAGUGAAAAUGCUCAAAUCAACUGCUCAUGCCACAGAGAAAGAGGCACUGAUGUCAGAGCUGAAAGUCCUCAGUUACUUGGGAAACCACAUGAACAUUGUCAACCUGCUGGGAGCCUGCACUGUUGGAGGCCCUACGCUAGUGAUCACAGAGUACUGCUGCUUUGGAGACCUUCUUAACUUUCUCCGCAGAAAGAGAGAAUCCUACAUCUGUUUCAAGCUUGAAGAGGACUACUACUACCGCAACGUCACGCAACAGAGAGACGCAGAAGGUGACAGAUUGAACGGCUACAUGACCAUGAGUCCUUCUGUUGCUGGCAACCCUCCGUCCAGCUCAUCCUCUGAGAGGAGACGCUUACUACGCAAAGGUGGCUCCACCAUUGAAGCAAAUGAAGAAGGCGAAAUGUUUGAUGAGGAUGAUUUGUCUCUAGAAUCUGAGGAUCUUAUAAGCUUCUCUUACCAAGUGGCCAAAGGCAUGGAGUUUUUAGCUUCCAAGAAUUGCAUUCACAGAGACCUCGCUGCCAGAAAUGUCCUACUGACUCAAGGAAGAGUGGCAAAAAUCUGUGAUUUUGGCCUUGCCAGAGACAUCACCACAGACUCCAACUAUGUGGUCAAAGGCAAUGCUCGUCUCCCAGUGAAGUGGAUGUCCCCAGAAAGCAUCUUUGAGUGUGUGUACACGUUUGAGAGUGACGUGUGGUCCUAUGGCAUCUUGCUUUGGGAAAUCUUCUCACUUGGAAACAGUCCUUAUCCUGGUAUGCCUGUGGAUGCCAAGUUCUACAAACUGAUAAAGGAAGGAUACAGAAUGGAUGCUCCAGAGUUUGCACCCUGUGAAAUGUAUCAGAUUAUGAGGUCCUGCUGGGAUGCUGACCCCUUCAACAGACCCCCCUUCAGGAAAGUCGUAGAGAAGAUUGAGCAACGGUUGUCAGAUGCCACUAAGCAUAUUUAUCUAAACUUCAGCUCUAGGCUCCCUGUGACGCCCAGAACAAGGGAGGAACCCACUUCUCAGAGCACAGCGAUCCAUAGUCUCAACUCUGUCAGCAGGAACAGCGCUCCGACACAACCCUUACUGGUGCAGCACGAGGUCUUCUUGGAGGGGACAACCCUCAGAGCCCAGUGGGUGUAAGGACCCGCCUAAUAUAUUUGGCUGUCUCAUAAAGUGCCUGUCAUGUUCCGCCACAAACCAUCCAACCACUUUAUCCUUCCAGCGCCCCGGUAUCAGAAGCAGUUGUUGUCAUGUUGCAGAAGGAAUGAUAAUUGCCAUUUCAUAACCGAAAGAACUGCAGAGGACAAAUGGUUUUUAUCUUUGCUAUCACUGUUCUUGCUGACUAAGUACAGGGAGUACACUUGGACUAUUGCUUCCCUGCUCAUAGUGAAGAACUGUUGAAGCACCAAGGAGGGCGGAGGGACAUCAACCGUUAUAAAAUACAUUAUUACACUGUUAUCUGUUUUGUUACUUUUUUUCAGUUACAUGCUCUGACACAUUUCAUAAACGUUUUUUUUUUUUUGUUUUUUUUUGUAUGUUUGUUUUUGUUUGUUUUCUCUUUUUUGUUUGUUUGUUUGUUUAUGGCAGUCCAUAUAUAACUGUUUUUGCUGUCUAUCAGAGUUCUAUUUCUUUUUACAUUUUGUGUUUUUGUUAUUCUUUGUUGUUUUUUGUCAUGGAAAUUUAAGUCGCAUUUUAUUUUCGGUUGGCUGUUGCAGAUGUUGGGAGGGAAAGAGAAAAAAAAGCACUUGAGGCACUUAAAUCUUUACAUCACUCAACACACCAUGUUAUACUUUUUUUUUAUUGCUCUUAUUGUCAGUAUUAUUUCCAACUGCUCCGAUCUAUGCUAUAUGAAGAAGAUACUUUUGGGGGGCCAAUUUGAUUAAUUGAUUAAGAGAUAUGUUUCUGCUCUUUUUUAUAUCAGAUGUCAUAGCCUAGAGGGCAAAUAACUGGACCUUACUAACACAUACCAUGACUCAGUGCAUGAUCUCUCACACACACACACUCACACACAGUUAUAUUUAUAGGUGUGGUAUAGAUACAGUAGACACAGUAUGGUACGCUUGCUUUUCAUUUAUAUGCUUGUUGAUAAGUAUAUGUAAAAGAUCAGGUGUGAGAUCACAGUCUUGACAAAGCUGACAAUCCGUGAUUCCUGCUCUUCGUGCUAUUCAUCUUAGCUUUGUCACAUAAGCAGGUCAUUUCUAACUUUUGGACUGCGAGAGAGAAAUGAAGAGGUUUCUUGUAAAGGUGUAUAUAACUGUUCAGGUUGACAUGGUUUUUCUCCUGCCACCUCCACUAUAUUUGUUUACAAGCAUGAAAUAGGUACUGCCACUUCUAAGAUGACUUUUCUCUGCUUUCCACCCUCUCUCUCUUCAUGAAGGACCAAGAAGCUGUUUUUGCUGACAGGCACUUGUGUUUUUACUCCCUUAUGUUAGAGCUGUAGUUCUUUAUAGUACAAAAUGUUAUCAUGAAUUAAGUCAAGGCAAUGCUAAUGUGAUAUGCCAUUAAGUGGACUGCAGUGUUCCCUGAGGUGACAAGCCAGAGGAAAACAGAGGGUCUUCAAGGCUUUCUGUUCAGAUGUUGACACUAAGCAUAGAUCUUAGUGUGUCGGUCAUUUCAUUGUUCUCCGGCCAGUAGCUGGUUUCCUAGCAGUCCCUCUUUGUAUCCAGCUGCUUCCUCUAUCAGAAGUGGGACUUUCUGCACCUCUUAGCCAGUAGUCCAGACCUCUUCCCACUGGUGGAUGUUGUUCUGAGGAGUACAAGGAAAGUGUCCUGUUUGUUUGUAUGAACAUGUGUGCUUGGCUGUGUGUGUGUGUGUGUGUGUGUAUGAGUGAGCAUGCAAGUCCACUUUAAUGUGUAUGACUGUAUGUAGUUAGAAGAAUUACUGUCAAGAGGUGCCACUACUAAAGAUUCAUUGUCAUUUAGGCUACUUAAACCCUACAGUCUUACUGCUCUUUUCAUUUUGUAAAUACAAAUGUGCGUAUAUUGUAAAGUAAUGUCAGCUCUUUUAAAGGUGUCUAUCCCACUGAAGUUAUGGUACAAUGAUGUAGAAUUUUAAUAUGCUGUAUUUUCUUAUGUGUGCACAGGUAUCCUACUGUAGAUUCAACUGGAAAGCUGCUUCUGUCUCUUGUCACCAUGUUAACUUUAACAACAACAACACAAAAGAAAAGGAGAUUACUCUUGAUAAACAUAAUAUUUAGGCUAAAUAAUCAUUUCAACCAGUUUUACCCGUUCACUUAGUAACUUUUAAUUGUCAGAUGUGAGCGUCAGUGUUUAAGGCCAUUUCAAGCAACAUGAUACCACAAAAUUUACAUCUUGGAAGGAGAUUUCUCCAAAUAAUAGAGAUUAUUUUUCAUUUAAUUUCUCCAAAAUAUAUAAGAUUUAAUGCAUUUUGCUGCAUAUUUAUUGAAAGCUUUAGACCUAUUGUGUAAAUCUGAUGUGUUGGUAUUAAAUGUGUCAAUGUAAAUAAAAUUGUGCAUAUUGAAUUCCAAA
Melanotaenia boesemani (Boeseman's rainbowfish) is the source of this 5557-nucleotide messenger RNA. RefSeq names its product KIT proto-oncogene, receptor tyrosine kinase a (gene kita). NCBI's taxonomy places the organism in Eukaryota, Metazoa, Chordata, Actinopteri, Atheriniformes, Melanotaeniidae. Gene Ontology annotation, cellular component: signaling receptor complex. Gene Ontology annotation, biological process: positive regulation of MAP kinase activity; positive regulation of receptor signaling pathway via JAK-STAT; Kit signaling pathway. The record is from RefSeq and is a predicted model, not a curated record. The coding region runs from base 240 to 3209 and encodes 989 amino acids. The transcript is spliced from 21 exons. Gene Ontology annotation, molecular function: cytokine binding; transmembrane receptor protein tyrosine kinase activity; ATP binding.